This is a messenger RNA of Mytilinidion resinicola, 873 nucleotides long. RefSeq lists its product as uncharacterized. The record is from RefSeq and is a predicted model, not a curated record. Lineage: Eukaryota; Fungi; Ascomycota; Dothideomycetes; Mytilinidiales; Mytilinidiaceae. The coding region runs from base 137 to 670 and encodes 177 amino acids. The transcript is spliced from 3 exons.
CCUAUGGCGCACGCCAUAGAGUCCGUUGGGCGGAUACAAAAGCAUCAGAAGGUUGCUAAGAAAGGAGCACUACACAGUAUCAAACUCCAGUCGCUACUCGUUACCCAGAAUUAGGAACAAAAUCCCAAUUUCGAAGAUGCUCCUCAACCCAGCCCGUCUUGCCAUUGCGGCCAUGUCCGCUCUGGCUUUUAUCGCACAACCCGCCUUUGGACAGAACAUCACACGGUUCAAGCCGCCUGCGCUUAUCCCAUUUGUCCACAUCGACCUAUUCGUUGAGGCCUCGACAUAUGUGAACGCCACUAAUGGAAUCCAAACUGGGCAGGCUAAUAAUCAAGGCGGCAACUUUACCGGCGCCAUAAGCGGGAAAGUUCUGAAACUCGGGACGGAAUUUGAGACAUUUCCCCUAGCUGCUAAUGGUACGGAAAGCACUUACGACAACAUCUUCACAUUAAAUACUACCGAUGGAACACCACUCCUUCUGAGCGUCAGCGGACACAUCCAUUACACUCCGCCCAAGCUACUUGGCUUCGCCCGUAUGGAGUUCUCGACCAGUUCUCCAAAGUACCAAUAUCUAAGUUAUGGUGACUAUGUCGCCGAAUUUGAGGCCACUUUCCCCUCGGGCAGAGUCUCUGUGGAUGUGUUCGAGUUGAAAAGCGCCGGGCACUAUUAGAGGUUCGAUCCUAGGUUAGCUACAGUCUCCCGUCCCCCCACCCCCCCUCUUUUGUACGGCCUGGCCACGUCUGUGCACAUCUGUGCACAUCUGUGCGCAUCUGUGCGUUGAAUGUUCAGGAACCACGGCAGAUGUUGUAUAUAUAUUCUAGAGCAAUCAAAAGUACAGAUGCCUAAGCAUCUAAUAUGACGAUUAUCACCCCC